Rosa rugosa (rugosa rose) is the source of this 1277-nucleotide messenger RNA. RefSeq names its product nucleosome assembly protein 1;1-like. Bases 73 to 990 code for a protein of 305 amino acids. Gene Ontology annotation, molecular function: chromatin binding; histone binding. Lineage: Eukaryota; Viridiplantae; Streptophyta; Magnoliopsida; Rosales; Rosaceae. Gene Ontology annotation, cellular component: chromatin; nucleus. The record is from RefSeq and is a predicted model, not a curated record. Gene Ontology annotation, biological process: nucleosome assembly. The transcript is spliced from 11 exons.
UGGGCCUGGUUGUUUUUAGGGCUUGAAUAUAAAAUCCCCAACCACUCCUAACCUCAUUGGAGGUGAGUGACAAUGGCGCAAUCAUCUUCCAGUGCAGAGAGGGCAAAAACAUCGAUCCAAGAUGACGACGACGCCGCCGCAAUUGAAGCCUACAAGACUUACGUACGGGUGAUGUCUUGCAUUCCCCCAACCCACUUCAAAGAGAUGGAAAAAACCGAACCAGAGAGUAUGCGUAAACUUAAGUUGAGCCUCGAAUCCAGGGACCAACUGAAAGAGAUACAUGCUGACAUUGUCAAGGAGGAAGCCCUCUUUGUUGAGGAGAGAAAGAGAUGGCUGGCGGAUAACCGGGAUCUCUAUACUGACAUGAAUCAGUUUUUUGUCAAAAGAUGUCAAUGGGAAACUGAUUUUAAGGAAAUCCACUUAAAGCCUCUUUAUGAAAAGAGAUGUAUUGCUGCUAAAGCAGUCCCUGCCUUUUGGCUUACUGCAAUGAUUGCUAACAAGACACUUUAUAAGCAGAUUGCAGAGAGAGAUACAAAGGCUUUGUACUUUCUGAAUGAUAUCAAGUCUAGUAGGACAACUGAUUUGAAAGGAUUUGAGCUGAAGUUCACCUUUGACGAUCAUAAUCCUUAUUUUAAGAAUAAGGUCUUGACUAAAAAGUAUGAGGUGAUUGAUGACAACGAGUCUGUUUCGUUGAAGGCAAUUGGGACUAAAAUAGACUGGUAUCCUUCUCAAAAAUUAACGCAGCAGAGUGGUAAAAGCAGUGAAAGUUUCUUUAAGUUCUUUAGUUCAUAUGCUACUGUCGAUCCUCUUUCUUUUGACAAAGAAGCUGAUGAACUCAAAGGCGACCUUCCGACGGAUUAUUUAAUUGGUACCAAGUUUCGAGAUAAGAUCAUUCCGCAUGCUAUAUCCUGGCAUAGAUUUUCAGAAGACGAUGAUAGUGAUUUUGGAGAUGACAGUGAUGAAGAAUGUGAGCGUUGCUCAAGGUGGUAGAUAAGAAAAAGUCGUAGAGGCUUCUGGAGAGUCCUUGAUUUUUGGCAUGUUGACAUGGGCACAUGGCUACCUCUGUUUUCACUCUUAUUACAUUAUGUCGGGUAAUACUAGGGGAGUCUUUUUUAAAAGAUGACUUGGAGUUGAUUUCUAAAGUCAUUUAGUUCUUUAGUACUAAUUUUGUAAUCAAGUUUCAUGGAUCAUUCAUGGAAUUACCUUACUUGAUCUUGUUAGGAAAUCAGGCCAUACUAUAAGGCUUGUGUUUAUGUUUAUCUAGGUGAAUUUCAUUA